Messenger RNA from Alosa alosa (allis shad), 1682 nucleotides. RefSeq lists its product as uncharacterized. The coding region runs from base 520 to 1638 and encodes 372 amino acids. NCBI's taxonomy places the organism in Eukaryota, Metazoa, Chordata, Actinopteri, Clupeiformes, Clupeidae. The record is from RefSeq and is a predicted model, not a curated record. The transcript has 12 exons.
UCCAUUCUACAUAAUAUUGUACCAAAUACUGCGACUCAAUCUUUUAUAUUACGCUUAGGAAACAAUUCUGCUAACCUUGCUAUGCCACGUGAAAAUCCAUCCACCACCAACAGCAUCCUCAUCUAUCCAGCUGGCAACUCUGUGGCGCAGCAUCUAAGCGCUGUGCCGCUCCCCCUCCGUUUUAAAGGCAUCGAACCGGAAGUGAAUUACAGGCAGUCUCUGGCUUUUAACCAAUCUGAGCGCAGUUGAUUAAAUAUGUUGUUGGCAUAGCCCCUAUAAGAAUGCAUAGGCUUUUUUCGACGUGGAGGGACUUUGGCAAUACCAUUUUAAUAUAUUACAAAACUAUAAAUCACGUUAUUUAAUUUAAGACUUAAAUUCAUCCUAAUUUCACUGUGUCAUAUUAAAUGUAAUUGUCAAUCGUUGCCACACUAUGCCAUUGAAACUAAUUUUGUGUUUGUUUUUUUCCUUCCAUUUGCAUGUAUAUGGGAAACUGAAGACCAUUUCAAGCUCACAGUAAAGAUGGCACAGAUGUGGAAGGUGGUCGAGUUCACGGACAAAGGCGCUGCCGUAGUGCCAUCCAGCUGGCUCGAGGAGGCUGGGGAAAGCUGGAGGUGUUACUGGCCUGGCUCCUAUGACCACUGGCGGCUCCAAAAAUCCGUUUUAAACCACCUUCCACCAGGUCAAAACUGGGAUGUUUUUGAUGACGUGAGGGUCUUGGUAGGCUGUGCAACAUAUGGUAAGGCCAAAGACUAUUUGGAUAAGUGUUUGCAACCUGACUGUGCAACUACAGAUCUCCAGUCAGAGGCUGAGAUUCCGGACAAGAGGAAAAGAAGGGCAAACCCACGCUACAAGCAAGGUAGCAAUCUUGAAAGAGCGGGCUCAUCAGUUACAGCCAGGAGUUGGAGCUUGCCACGAGAGGCUAUUGGAGGUGAGGACACUAAUGAGGAUGAGCCAACCCCUAGAAAAACGGCAAGGCCAGCUAUUGACUUUGGGCCAGACAUCAAUAGUGAGUGGCUAUUUGGGUCAUCAACCACCCAAAGAGACUCACAUGAAGGGCAUUUUACACAAGAUGCACGUCAGCCACACCAACAGCUGUUGCGUGAUAUUGGAUUAACAAAAGUGAUACAGCUGUUGUCGCAAGUGCUGGACGAAAACAGACAAAUGAAAGAGGAAAUCAGCAAGCUGGGGAGUGACAUUAGGGCCCUAAGGAGAGAGACGGUGAGGCAGGCAACCCCUGAAGCUUCCCCGUCAAACAUCAAACUGCCUCUCAACACAAUGGAGGAGUUUGAACAGGCAGAAGCUCUCAUCAAGGAAAACCCGCUCAAGAAGCAAAAAAUGAUCUCUACAUUUACUCUUGUUGGUGGGCACACUGCUGAAGUGACCGUAAGGCGGAUGCUGCAGAAUGGCCUCACCAACAACCUGGCUAGCCUUUUCAACUGGGCAGGAAAAGGCCACAAGAAACCUUUUAAAGAAACGAUGCUCAGUGAUGUACUGUAUGCUGCACUCCAAAAACAGCUGCCAGGGAGCACAAUAAUGAUUUAUGAAGGCACGGUGAAGAAGUGGUUGAAGUACGUUCCGGAGAGAGACGGAGGCGUAGGGAGGCGAAGCAGGCCAGCGCAAGAUCAGGCGCCUUCAUGACAAGACAAGACAUGGAACAAAAAUAAACCUGGAUCCGAUGGAAC